This is a messenger RNA of Populus euphratica (Euphrates poplar), 2201 nucleotides long. RefSeq names its product lysine--tRNA ligase-like. Gene Ontology annotation, cellular component: cytoplasm; cytosol. Lineage: Eukaryota; Viridiplantae; Streptophyta; Magnoliopsida; Malpighiales; Salicaceae. The record is from RefSeq and is a predicted model, not a curated record. The coding region runs from base 152 to 1963 and encodes 603 amino acids. Gene Ontology annotation, biological process: lysyl-tRNA aminoacylation. The transcript is spliced from 17 exons. Gene Ontology annotation, molecular function: ATP binding; tRNA binding; lysine-tRNA ligase activity.
AGAAAAACCUCAAAUGAAACCAGACAGAGCCCUUAUCAAAACCCUAGCUAUCUAAGGUAUCGUUAUUACCACAAUAAUAGCAAAACACCACCAUUCAGUCGCCGCCACCCCAUUCUAUCGAACAGCUGCCUUGUCUCUUUCUGAUUUAACAAUGGAGGAGACCGACGCUUCUGCUCCCGGCGAGAAAACCAUAAGCAAAAAUGCACUGAAGAAGGAAUUAAAGAAUAAGAAGAGAGAAGAAGAGAGACGCCAAAAAGAGGAAGAGAAAGCUAGACAGGCUGCUGCCAAGGCCAGCACCCAGGUUCAGAAAUCUGCAGCGGCAGCUGAUGAUGAAGAUAUGGAUCCCACGCAAUAUUAUGAAAACAGGCUGAAAUAUCUUGAUGCUCAGAAGGGAGAAGGGAAAAAUAUGUACCCUCAUAAGUUUUUUGUUUCACUGACCAUCCCUGAAUAUAUUGACAAGUAUGGGGGGUUAAGCAAUGGAGAGCAUCUUGAGGAUGUUUCUGUGUCUUUGGCUGGUCGAAUAAUGAGUAAAAGAUCUUCCUCUUCAAAGUUGUUCUUUUAUGAUCUGCACGGUCUUGGUGCUAAGGUCCAAGUGAUGGCUGAUGCAAGCAAGUCAGGUUUUGAUGAAGCCGAGUUUUCUAAGCUCCAUUCCAGCGUGAAGCGUGGUGAUAUUGUUGGUGUCACUGGAUUUCCAGGAAAAACCAAAAGGGGAGAGCUGAGCAUCUUUCCAACAUCUUUCAUGGUUUUGUCUCAUUGUCUGCAUAUGAUGCCCAGGCAGAAAGCUGGUCCUGGCUCGGAUGCUAGUGCAAAGAAAUCUGAGGUUUGGAUCCCAGGAUCAGUCAGGAACCCUGAAGCAUAUAUUUUAAAAGAUCAGGAAACACGGUAUCGUCAACGAUAUCUGGAUCUAAUGCUGAAUUCGGAGGUUCGACAAAUUUUCAAGACCAGAUCUAAAAUCAUUAAAUACAUACAGAACUUUCUUGACGAUCUUGAUUUCUUGGAGGUUGAAACACCAAUGAUGAAUAUGAUUCCUGGUGGUGCUGCUGCUCGUCCAUUCAAAACUCAUCAUAAUGAUCUGAACAUGAAGCUGUACAUGCGCAUUGCACCUGAACUCUAUCUUAAAGAAUUAGUUGUUGGUGGACUUGAUCGUGUUUAUGAAAUUGGAAAACAAUUUAGGAAUGAGGGUAUUGAUUUGACACAUAAUCCUGAGUUCACAACCUGUGAGUUCUAUAUGGCUUAUGCUGACUACAAUGACUUGAUGGAACUCACUGAGAAAAUGUUGAGUGGCAUGGUCAAGGAACUUACAGGUGGCUACAAAAUUAAAUAUCAUGCAAAUGGGCUUGACAAGGAUCCAAUUGAGAUUGACUUCACACCACCGUUUAGACGGAUUGACAUGAUUGAGGAGUUGGAGAAGAUGGCCAACCUCAAUAUACCUAAGGACCUUUCCAGUGAUGAAGCUACCAAGUAUCUUGUGGCUGCAUGUGAGAGGUUUGAGGUCAAGUGCCCCCCUCCUCAAACGACAACUCGAUUGUUAGACAAACUGGUGGGACACUUUCUGGAAGAGACUUGUGUAAAUCCCUCCUUCAUCAUCAACCAUCCUGAGAUUAUGAGUCCGUUGGCAAAGUGGCAUAGAUCGAAACCAGGCUUGACUGAACGCUUUGAAUUAUUUGUCAACAAGCAUGAGCUUUGCAAUGCAUACACUGAAUUGAAUGAUCCUGUGGUACAACGACAACGAUUUGAAGCACAACUGAAGGAUCGACAAUCAGGUGAUGAUGAAGCAAUGGCUUUGGAUGAAACAUUUUGUAUGGCUCUUGAAUAUGGAUUGCCACCAACUGGUGGAUGGGGACUAGGCAUUGAUCGGUUAGCUAUGCUGUUAACUGAUUCACAGAAUAUAAAGGAGGUGCUUCUCUUCCCAGCCAUGAAGCCUCAGGACGAACCUCCUGCUAAAGCUACUUCCGGUGUUUGAAAUUUUGAGAUUUGCAGUAGAGGUGGUUGUGUUGUCAACUUUUUGUAGUUUUUUUUGGCUCCAAACUGAUAAUUAUUUGGAUUCGUCAUCGGACACUGGCCGCAGAGGAGGGCUUGACAAGCUACACGAUACUCGUUAAUUAUAGCCGAUGUAGUUUUGUUUCAGUUCUUGACUGAGUUGCAUGAUUUGGAGAUAUUUUUUUAAACAAAUCUCUUUUGCGGUGUAAAAGUCUCUUGUG